AGUGAUGCGGCGGAAGGCGGAAACUUGGGCGCCGAAAAGCCGGCGCGGUCCGGUGUGGAAGAGGAGGAGGUGCUCCUAAGCGGCGACGACGGCGAUGCCGGCGUCGCGUUGAGGAGCGAAGAGGAAUCGGAGAGUAAAUUGAGGGCGAGGGGUGGGCGACAGGUGAUGAGGCGAUCGAGCAUGGUGGCGAAGCAAGUGAUCAGCAUCGAAUCUGCUCUUGGCUUGGGGUUCGUCUCUCAGCUCUGGGUGGAUACCCUCUCGGCCUCUUGAUUUUGUGUGAAGCUUGUGCUUCAUAAUUGAAGUCAAUAAAAGGAAAGCAAUUAGAAUCAUGCAACUGUAUCAUCACCCAUAUUCAUUGGACAGCCAAAAGGUAAGGCUGGCUUUGGAAGAGAAGGGCAUUGAUUACACAUCCUUCCAUAUGAAUCCGAUAACAGGCAAAAAUUUGAGGCCUUCCUUCUUCAGAAUGAACCCGACUGCAAAACUCCCCGUUUUCCAGAAUGGUUCGCAUGUCAUCUUUAAUACUAUUGAAAUCAUUCAGUAUAUAUAGAGAAUUGCAGUUGUCUCUGUUAAUAAUGAUAGCAUCGCCUUCAGCAGUGAUGAGGUCAUUCAAUGGAUGCAUAAAAUACAGGAGUGGAAUCCAAAGUUUUUCACAUUAUCCCACGUCCCUGAGAAGUAUCGGCAAGCAGUGUCCAAGUUUUUUAGGAGAGUCUUGAUUGCUCGGAUGGCCGAGUCACCUGACCUGGCAAGUUCCUACCACCGCAAGCUAAAAGAGGCAUAUCACACCGAAGAGAAGCUGAGAGACCCAGAGGUUGUAAGGCGGAGCAAGGAACAUCUAAUCAGACUUCUCGAUGAAAUUGAGGACAGUUUGAGCAAGACUUAUAUUGCAGGGGAAGAGUUCAGCAUGGCAGACAGGUUGAGCAAGACGGCUUACAUUGCAGGGGAAGAGUUCAGCAUGGCAGACGUAAUGUUCAUUCCGGUGCUAGCUCGUUUGGCACUCUUGAAUUUGGAAGACGAGUAUAUAAACAGCAGGCCAAACAUGGCCAAAUACUGGAGUUUGGUUCAGCAAAGGCCUUCCUACAAAAAAGUGAUAGGAAGAUACUUUGGCGGCUGGAGGAAGUACAGGACCCUGGCUAAAACUUGGUGCUUCAUUCGGCUGAGGAACACGCUGAAGAAGUAUUAACUUCUUGACGCUGUAGGAAUAUCUCAAAACUGUAAAAGGAGGGUGGGGAAAGUUUUGGCUGUGAAAAGUCUUUAGGCAAAAUUUACCUUUUGAAUUGCUGUAAAUAGGUUCUGUAGUGUUUCCUCUCUUAGUGUUGAAAGAGCAGGCAGUUGAAUUUUUCAUGUACUGGACUGCUUUCUGUUCUGUAUUCCCUUUAAGGUUGAAAUAAUUAUGUAGAAAACAAGCAUGUUAUGAAAAUAAAAAAUUGUAAAGGUUCGAUUAUUUUGAUUG
This is a messenger RNA of Eucalyptus grandis, 1450 nucleotides long. Its product is annotated as glutathione S-transferase TCHQD. NCBI's taxonomy places the organism in Eukaryota, Viridiplantae, Streptophyta, Magnoliopsida, Myrtales, Myrtaceae. The record is from RefSeq and is a predicted model, not a curated record. The transcript has 3 exons. Gene Ontology annotation, molecular function: glutathione transferase activity.